UCAGACUCAGACUCCCCACGUCUUUAUAUAAUCCGCCAUUUCAGUUUCUCCUUCUCCUCAUCAUCAUCAGUUACUUCUUUCCAUAUAUUUCUCUGCUCAUUUGAUUUUUUCUCCACAAAUUUCCUCUCCCCAUCGCUAAUGUCUUUUUCUCCGAUCUACAAUUCAGUUUAGUUGAAUUUAGUUGCAGGAUUUCUAGGUUUCUUACGGAUCUCAAAUGCAGCCUGUGAGCAGAGAAUUCGCCGCCAUGGCAAACAUCAAUCCGCUGCUCAGCCACCACCAGAUGCAGGAAUACCAUCACAGUCAAGUUCCGCAUAUGCUGGCGGCGGCGGCGCAGUUCGAUACGGCGGCGGCGGUGUCGCACGAUGAUUUUCUAGAGCAAAUGCUAUCGUCUGUGCCGACCUCCUCCGCUUCCUUCCCUUGGGCAGAUGAGCAUGCUCCGCCGCAGAUGGAGGAGCAGUCCGCGGCGGUGUUGGCGUCGAAACUGAGGCAGCAUCAGAUCAGCAGCGGCGCUGCUAAGGCGUUGAUGCUUCAGCAGCACAUGUUGCUCUCCGGCGGUCUCCGCUCUCCCGUCGGAGGCGACGGCGGCCUCCUUUCGAUGCCGCAUGAUGAUCACAACGAUGGCGUUGAUGGAGCCUCCUUCAAGUCGGCUAAUCCGGCAAAUGAUGCAUCCGUUAAAGCUCUCUUCAAUGGCUUCACUGGAUCCCUCGGUCAAACAUCGAAUCAACCACAGCAUUUCCAUAAUCCUCAGUCUAUUAUCACGCAGGUUCAAAGUUUCAAUUCUACCGGCGCAGCGUCUGCUGCAGCACCGGCGAUGAACCAUCCUGCUGCGAGCGGUUCAAGCGGCGGAGCAGCAGCGGCGCAGCCGCGUCAGAGGGUGAGGGCGAGAAGAGGACAGGCCACCGACCCUCACAGCAUCGCCGAAAGGUUACGAAGAGAGAGGAUUGCGGAGAGGAUGAAGGCACUGCAGGAGCUCGUACCGAACGCCAAUAAGACAGACAAAGCAUCCAUGCUCGAUGAGAUCAUCGACUAUGUUAAAUUCCUCCAGCUACAAGUCAAAGUUCUAAGCAUGAGCAGAUUGGGAGGUGCUGCAGCUGUAGCUCCUCUUGUUGCUGAUAUGUCAUCUGAUCAGGGACGGAACGGUAACGGCGCGACGCAAACGGCGUCAUCCUCGAAUAACGAUGGGAUGACGGUAACGGAGCACCAGGUGGCGAAGCUGAUGGAGGAGGACAUGGGUUCCGCCAUGCAGUAUCUUCAGGGAAAGGGUCUCUGCCUUAUGCCUAUCUCCCUCGCCACCGCCAUCUCCACCGCCACCUCUCACUCCGCCAGAAAACCACCCCACGCCGCCGCCGCCGCCGCCGCCAACAACCCCCUUCUCGCCGCCGACGCCGGAGGCCCCACUUCUCCCAGCAUGUCCGUUUUGACCGUACAGUCCGCCGCCAUUGGCGGCGGCUGCGGCGAACACUCCCUUAAAGACGCCGCCUCCGUUUCCAAACCGUGAAGUUAACGGAAAAGGGUAAAGUGAGAGAAGUGUAAAAAGACCAAAAAGGAUAAGAUAAAAAGGUGGGGUGGGGGUGGGGUGUCGUUUUAUCUCUCUACUUAUUUUUUUUAGCCGUCAAGUGACUCAAGUCUACCGAAAUAAGUAUUUUAUUUUAUUUUAUUUUUUUUAAUAUAUAUAUUUGUGGAAUACUUUUUAUGAUUAAUUUAAAAGUAUAAUAUUAUUUCAA
Molecule: messenger RNA, 1724 nt
Organism: Andrographis paniculata
Lineage: Eukaryota; Viridiplantae; Streptophyta; Magnoliopsida; Lamiales; Acanthaceae
Product: bHLH transcription factor RHL1-like
Exons: 7
Coding region: 215-1498 (427 amino acids)
Biological process (GO): regulation of transcription by RNA polymerase II
Cellular component (GO): nucleus
Molecular function (GO): RNA polymerase II cis-regulatory region sequence-specific DNA binding; DNA-binding transcription factor activity, RNA polymerase II-specific; protein dimerization activity
Source: RefSeq, a predicted model, not a curated record